Salvelinus sp. IW2-2015 is the source of this 2835-nucleotide messenger RNA. Its product is annotated as hepatic leukemia factor. Lineage: Eukaryota; Metazoa; Chordata; Actinopteri; Salmoniformes; Salmonidae. Gene Ontology annotation, cellular component: nucleus. Gene Ontology annotation, molecular function: DNA-binding transcription factor activity, RNA polymerase II-specific; RNA polymerase II cis-regulatory region sequence-specific DNA binding. Gene Ontology annotation, biological process: regulation of transcription by RNA polymerase II. The record is from RefSeq and is a predicted model, not a curated record.
AGGGAGGGAGAGAGAGAGAGCGCGCGACUAAGUGGGGAGAGGAAAACAAGGGACAUCAACAUCUAUACUACUCUCAUGUUGUUGGAUAUUAUUUGACGAAGCAUUUUUCCCCCUUAUCACCCCCCACCCUUUACCCCCCCCCUCCACCCCCAAACAUACACUUCUUUUCAACUUUCUCUAUUAUUGGAUUUCUUUGAGUUUUGAGACUUUACGUAGGACUACACAUUCAAUGCUCUCCGUUAUAUUAUAGGCAUUUCUCCAAAAUCCAUUUAAAUUAUUUUUCGUGGAAUAUUUUUGUCCAGGUCAAGAAGAAAAUCAACUCGGUGCGAUGCCUAUUAUCCUCAAAUAAACGGACAUCAUCAAGCAAGGAAUGUUUCGCGAAAUCUGAGCGCUGAUGUCCAACUUUGUUUAUCUCAUAGAUAGAGGCUGGAAUAAGAGAUUUAUUAAAGGGCCCAUUGCAUCUGGCAAGAUUAUAGAAUCGAACACUUAUUUGACCAUGGACAUUUCUUUGAGGACAUCAUUUUCACUUUUGAUUUCUCCAUGGACAUUUGGAAGAUCAAUAGUUUAUUGUUGAUGUCAAGUUAUAUUUGAUAUGUCGAAUUUCACUGUUAUUCUCUAGCACUUUCUUAAUUCAUAUUUAGAAAAACUAUCAUUCGGUGUUCGAAUGAGGUAAAUAACAGUUGGUGUAGCAGUGUGUAUUCAGCUGUCCACCCUUUUAAUCGUCACGUCACUGUGUUGUGAACCCGUUCACAGCCAGUCAAUCGUUUGUGGAUUAAUCGGAUAAAUUCCGCGUUCAUUCCACGGUGGGAAUCAACGGCGUACCAAUGUCUAGGCCGCUCACACAGCUCCUACCGCCUGACCUCCCUGCCGGAGCGAGCCCACAGUUAAGUACGGGUAACCUCGCAGGUAGUGUCCCGACCGGCGGACACUUGAACUCCAUGGCCAGCCUCAAGACUCUCCUACAGCUGCCCAUCAAGGCUGACCAGCGAGCGAAGGACUGCUGUGCAAUGAAAGACAAAGACAAGCCCCAGGACUCGGACUCGGACACCAUGGGUGGGGGCCCAGGCGGACGGCCUUCCCAGUCGGCUUUCCUGGGGCCCCAUCUGUGGGAGCGCACGCUACCCUGUAGCGACGGUGGCCUCUUCCAGCUGCAGUACAUGGACCUGGAGGAGUUCCUGACUGAGAACGGCAUGGCCAUGCACAGCAAAGGUGGCAACGGCGCCAGCGCCAGCGCCCAGGUGCCCUCGCAGAGCUCCCUGCAGUCGGCCGUGCCCAACCAGAGCUCCCAGUGCCCGCCGUCCUCCCCUCCGCUAUGUUCUUCUUCAUCGUCCUCCAUGUCCUCCUCAUCUUCCUCCUCCUCGCUGCUGGGCCUGGACAACGGGCCGCCACCACCAAACGGACUGCCAGGCAUGAUGGGAGGGCCCGAGUGCCUACGUGGUGGCCAGGUCAUGCCUCCAGACCUCUCGCCCUCCUCCACCACCACCUCCUCCUGCCUCCCCGGGCCGCCAGGAGGCUCACUGGUCGCCAACGGCACCGCUGACGUCAUGGUGAACUUUGACCCGGACCCAGCGGACGUGGCGCUGUCCAGCGUGCCGGGCCAGGAGGCCUUCGACCCCCGGAGGCACCGCUUCUCGGACGAGGAGCUCAAGCCACAGCCCAUGAUCAAGAAAGCCCGCAAGAUGCUGGUCCCAGAUGAGCAGAAGGACGACAAGUACUGGAGCCGGCGCUACAAGAACAACGAGGCGGCCAAGCGCUCACGUGACGCCCGGCGCCUCAAGGAGAACCAGAUCACGGUGCGCGCCGCCUUCCUGGAGCGAGAGAACGCUGCUCUCAGACAGGAAGUGGCCGACAUGCACAAGGAGCUGGGCCGCUGCCGCAACAUCCUCAACAAGUUCGAGAGCCGACACGGAGACUUGUGAGGAAGAAGAAGAAGAUGAGGGGAAGGGUGGAGGAAGGAGAGGGUUAGAAGGCAGCCCCAACAUUGGCAGCACUUUAGUUGAGGAGGUGCGCGUACGGCCUACGUAGACGUGACGUAAGCAUUGUAUGACACCUGGCGUAAGCAUCCGUGUUGUGAGUAGCCCACAGUGUUGUAGUGAGUGCAGCCUUCAUUUUGUGUAUCUGUGCUAUGCUGGUUUCACUUCCUGUGUCUCUUUGACAGGUUGCGUCGUGACGUCAUUCAGUGUUUAUAUCAGGUGCGUUGCAGUGUUUUUUCGGGUAAUGCGCAGGCCAUACGCGCACCCAUUCAGAUGGGUGUGUUCAAGUCAUACAGAUCACAGACAACUAAUGUUUUUAAGCUAAAGGCAAGGAGACAAGCCAGGGGAGGACAGAUGUGUAAUUUUUUCUAUGACUAAACAUGUAUAUUUUUUAACUGUACUGAGCAAGGAGGGAGGCAUGGGCAAACUAGAAAACAUAGGAUGAGCUAUAUCUAGAGGAGGAGGAUUAGGAGAGGUAGGCAGAAGAGAGGAAAGCAAAGAGAUUUCAACAUAGGAAAACUGUAUAUUUUUAUAUUUGCAAAAACAGUUCAGAGGAGAUUUUGGAAAUACUCUUUUGUAUAUUUUAUAUAUGGGUGAGUUUAGUAGAGAGAUUGGGGCUAUAUGAAGAUGUUUUAACAACAGGGUAGAUUGAUAAAUUAUAUAUUUUAAACUUUGAACAACCAUCCCGGUUUAGGGACAUCGAUCCCGAAGAGGUUUUAAGAUAGAAGGGUCAGAGGUCGUAAUAGAGAAUGUAUAAUGGUUGUUUCCAGGGAAAACAUGGCGGCGAGAGAGGAGAUGUAUCUUAGUAAAUGAUUGUGGACAUGAACAGAUAGAAGGUUAAAUAAACAUUGUAUAGUUUAAA